AUGAUUUCAGAAAUUCGUGCAAGAAAAAUCAAGAACUUAAAGAAUGUUAUGGUGAGAAUAAUUAGUGCACCGUUCUCAUGGGGUGCAUUCUGGGUUAUUAUGAGCAUAAUGGUGCUUCUUAUAGCACUAUACCUUUAUAAAAGGAAGCAUUGGAAAGGACCAAUUAUAACGGUCAAAAAAGUACACAGUGUACUAGCAUCAGACGGUGGAGAAAAUUACAUCGAUAGGAAGCGUGAAGAAUUUCUUAGAAGAGAGAAUUACUAUGCAGGUCCAGAUUCCCUUCAAAACAUGUUUUAUGUUUUAGAGGUAGUCCCAGAAGUACCAGUCACUAGAGGGCCAGUUGUUGAAGAGACACCAGUACCAAUUUGUGAGUAUCCGCGUGUGCCUAUUAAUUGGGAUGACUCAAUUGUUGAAGAGAUACCAGAGACAAUCGUUGAAGAAACACCAGAGACAAUUACUGAAGAGGCACCAAAGGCAAUUGUUGAACAAAGACGAGUGUCAAUUGUUAAACAAACAGUUGAACAAGCUAUAGAUGCAUCCCCUCUUAGUGAUGCACAUGAAGCAGUUGAAGAAGCAUCAAUAAUCGAAGAUACCUCCAUUUUUAGUGAGGCAUAUGAAGCACUUGAAGCAGAAGAGGCAGAAGAAGCAGUUGAAGCAGCAGAAGAGGCCGAGGAAGCAGUUGAAGAAAAUGAAUCAGAAAACGAAUCAGAAGAUGAAGUAGAAGGGACCUUUGAAGUAGUUGAAAAAGAAGAUGUAGUUGGUGGAUUGAGAAGAAAAGUAAGAAUAUAUAAUAAUCCUAAGGAAGAGAGUGAUGUGGUGGAUGGAGUAGAAUUAAUGGAUGGUGAUUUGUUCAGACCAAUAUCCGGUGCAGGAUACAGUGAAUAUCAAUACAAUGAAUAG
Molecule: messenger RNA, 900 nt
Organism: Nematocida ausubeli
Lineage: Eukaryota; Fungi; Microsporidia
Exons: 1
Coding region: 1-900 (299 amino acids)
Source: RefSeq, a predicted model, not a curated record